AGUGAACAAUUUUUUUCAGAAAUAAAAAAUGGCGCAGAUUGCGCGUUUGUCGCGUCUUCACGUGCUUCAGCGGGAGUUCAGCACGUCAUGCGUGUACAUGAUGCCACGUGUUGUUCGUAAAAAUCCGCGCGCACUUGAGCAUGAUCCUGAUGGGUUGGAGGAACCAGGAGGAGGAGGAGGGGUGGAGAAAUGGACAGAUUUUCUUAAUCUUAAAAAGAAAUCUGAGAGCAUCGAUCUUAGGGUCGGGUCCAGCUUUGGAAAUAUCAGGAUGGAUCGGGAUAAUAUACCUGAGUAUCAUGGACAGAUGGAUCCUCUGGACCCUGCUCCUCGUCCCACAACCAGUGAACCUCUGCAGGAGAGAUCAGGAGAAUCCUGGAUUGAGAAUUCCAGGGAGAAUCAAGAGAACUCCUCCUCCCCUGAAUCCGUCCUGUUCGACACGAGCAUUGAUAAUCAGUUCAUUAAAUUUAAACCAUUUAAACACAAAUUUGAAAUUAAAAACGUUAAAGAAUCUAAAACUGUUAAAAAUAAAAAAUCUGAAACGAAACCGAAAGACGAUCUCAAUUAUUUCGACGAGUUAAAUUUCGGUGAUGCACUUAGAAAAUUUUCUCCGGAGUCUGUAAAUACACCUCGGACGGUUGAACCCAGUCCUAUUUCUCUCCUGGAGUUGGAUAGAACGGAUAUGCAUGAAAUUGAUCAGCAGUAUAUUGUGUCUGGAGUUUCCCCGGCUAGUUCUCCUGACAACAAUCAUCCUCCGCAAAUAACAUCUAUACCGAAAGAUCUGGAUUUCUUAGAUCAGCAAUUUUUCUCAGUCGACUCCACCUUUUCCAACCCCGAGGAUUGUAAAACUCUAAAUCUUCAACAAAUUUCUCAACCAAUCAAACCCGAGCCAAAUAAAAGCAAACUUGAGAUGCUGCAAGAUAUCUAUAGAAGCAGGAAUACAAACCAGGAAUCUAAAAUCACAACUUUAUCAAACUUUGACGAGGAAUUGAAAAAUAACAAAAGUGAUAAAACUCUAAAUCUUCCGCCGGCGUCAAGGUCUCCAAAACCCGGUGAAGUGUUGAAUAGGACGAAGACUAAAAAGAAAUCGUCGCCUGCUCUGGAGUAUAUUAGGUCCUUGAGAAAUACGGAUACACCAGACGCAGUUGAUGAUAAAGGGAAUCUAGGUAGUCCCGUUGAUCAGAUUGGAGUUGGUAUUCAUGCCCGCCUGUCCGCGGCAACCAUUACACACAAUACAAAUAUUACCAGGAGAAAGGAAGAUGAUGGGAUAAACCUGGAGAAGACAGAGUACACACCUGUCUCUAAAUAUUCUCCUCCUAAUAUAUCAAAAUAUACAAGUGUAGAGAUAGAAGAGUUAUUACUCAACAAGGUUCUGUAUAACAAGCAUGAAUUGCUGGCUCUGUGGAAACCCUAUGGACUACCAAUGUUUUCAUCUCCUUCCGACAAACAUAAUUGUAAUUUAGAAAAAUAUUUGCCAUUCCUUGCCAGUCAACUUGGACACAAGAAGCUAUUUGAAGUUCACAGAAUUGAUAAAACUACCACAGGGAUUGUAUUAUUUGCGACAAGUGAAACACGUCGUAAGCAUUUAAAGCAGAUGAUCGCUGCGAGAAAGAUCGUCAAAAUGUAUUAUGCGAUCACUAACGGUAUUCCGACUACCAGGGAAGGGAUUGUCAACAUUCCUAUUUCCGAGGGGAAGGUGGAUGGUCGAUUCAGACCUACUGUUCGGCCGGAUUAUGAUGCAAGUCAAAUUUUAAAUAAUAAAUCUACAUAUCGCGGACCUGUCAGUCCCGCGGCAACCGAGUUCCGAGUUCUUUCUACCAAUGGCUCUGCGGCUAUGGUUGAGUGUUUAAUGGUUUCUGGAGUAAAACAUCAGAUCAGGGUUCAUCUGGGACUUGGUCUUGGGACACCAAUUCUUGGAGACAGCAAGUACUCGUGGGCUGAUCAACUGGGACCCCCGCAGCGGGUAGCCGGAGAUAUCCUCAACCGUCUCAAAUUGAAGCGUAGUCAAGCGCGGCAUUUACCCAUCUUUCUGCACGCGCGUAGACUUUCUAUCCCUGAGAUAUUACCGGAUAAGAAGAUUACCAUCACGGCGAGCAAACCACACUUUUUCAACAAAGUUCAAGAGAAAUUAAAACUCUCUGAUACCCCUAUGCUGGAACGGUUUUGGAAACCUUAAGGUUAAAUUUAUUCUAAAAUGAUUUCACAGG
This is a messenger RNA of Eurytemora carolleeae, 2204 nucleotides long. RefSeq lists its product as uncharacterized. The record is from RefSeq and is a predicted model, not a curated record. Gene Ontology annotation, molecular function: RNA binding; pseudouridine synthase activity. Lineage: Eukaryota; Metazoa; Arthropoda; Copepoda; Calanoida; Temoridae. Gene Ontology annotation, biological process: pseudouridine synthesis. The transcript has 11 exons. Bases 29 to 2173 code for a protein of 714 amino acids.